CCUCUGUCAGUGCAGCUGAGGCAAGCUUUUGCUAUGGCGCAGGGGUGGGCCGCACAAAUGGCAGCGAGUUGAAAUACGUAAAAGCAGUCAAUAAGAAGCACUUAAGAAGAUGGGCUAGGUCCGCGCGCGCGCGGAUAGCCGGAGCAGCGCCGUUUCUAGCGUGAUGUAAGGCACUAGCGCUCAGCCGGCGCUGUUGCACAGGUUGCCGUUCAGAGCGCCAGUGGUGGCGUGCAGCACAAGGCGGGUAGCCAGUUAGCUCGUCAAUAUAGUGCGCACGACGUCACGGGGCGCUGCGCGACUCGAGACACCGGAAAAGACACCUGGAAAACGACGGUGUCGCCAGGACGCUCGGCGGCGCGUCGCACACCUGUUGCGCGCGAGGUCCGGGCACCUCAAGACGCCAUCGAGGCCACAUGCGCCUACUAUACAUACGAUUCAUGCUCCUUCUCCGCAGCGCGCGGGCGCUGCACCACAUCGCGCGCCCGGCGCUGCGCCGGACGCACCUCCUCGCGACGCGGUCCGAGCUCGAGGCGCUGACGGUGCCGGUGCUCAAGGACCGCCUGCGGUCGCUGAGCCUGAAGGUCGGCGGCAAGAAGGGCGAACUGGUCGAGCGGCUGCUAGAGAGUGAGCAGAACGGCGCCGCCGCGGCGGAAGCGGAACCGGUGGUCGUGGACGGCGUGCGCGUCAUCGACGUGGGCGACGACUACGACUGGGGGUUCGAUGAUGAUGACGACGGCGACGAGGACGCCGGGACCGACAUGGCGGACCGCCUGGCGCGCGCCUCGGCCGGCGACGUCGGCCACGGCGGGGCGCGCGCGUCCCACGACGAGCGCCGCGGCGCCCCGGAUUUUGCUAUUGAGGUCGGCGCCGGGAACUGCGGCGGCUGCGGCGCUCCGUUUCAAUGUCAGGACGAGGCGCGGACGGGCUACGUCCCGCCGAGCGUCUACGCGCGCCUGAACCUCGCCGGCGAGGACGACGACUCGCCGGAGGCCGAGGUCGAGCGGCUGCUCGCCGAGGCGCGCGCUGGGCGCCAGGAGGCGGAGGUGGAGGUGGACGAGGAGGACCUCGCGAUGGACGAGGAGGAGUUCGAGGAGUUGUUGCAGGAGUUCGAGGCUGUGUGGAAAUCAAGUUCUGCUCGAUGGCGUGGAGGUUCACGAAGAUAACCUAACUUACUGCUUGAUCUCCACACAGGCUCGAGGAGGAGGAGCUCGAGGAGGCCGAGGCCGCGGACGUGCGCCGCUUCGAGCGGGCGGAAGCGAAGCGCCAGCGCAACGCCGUGCCGAUCUGCCAGCGGUGCCACGGCCUGCGGCACCAGAAGAAGGGCGGCGAGGCGACGCGCGCGCGGGCCGGCGCGACGGACGACGCGCUCACGCCGGAGGCUUUUGAGAGGCUUAUAAUUGAUGAGGUCCGCGACCGGCGCGGCGUCGUGCUCCUGUUCGUCGAUUUCUUCGACGUGGAAGGUUCACUCGCCUGCUGGCGCAAGUUGGGGGCCCUCGUGGGCCACAAGCGGCGCGUGCUCGUCGCGGCGAACAAGUGCGACCUCCUGCCCAAUGAUGUUUCGCGAGCGCGCGCGUUGAGCUGGGUCGUGCGCCGCUGCAAGGAGACCGUGCCCUACUUGCGGGACAACCUCAAGGAGACGGACGUGCAGCUCGUGAGCUGCCGCUCGGGCCAGGGUAUUGGUGAUUUGCUCCAGGACGCGCGCGACGCCGCGGCGCGGGCGCGGGGCGACGUUUUUGUUUGCGGGGCGGCGAACUGCGGCAAGUCGUCGUUCGUGAAUAGGGCGGUGGGCGCCUACUCCGGCGGCCAAAACUACAAGGGCGUCAAGGCCUGGGGCGUCACGGCGUCGGCGUCGCCGGGGACGACGCUCGGCGUGGUCAAGAUCAAUCUUAGGGAUGAUGGCCCCGACGUCUACGAUACGCCUGGUCUGUUGCAGCCGGGUGCCUUGGGGACGGUUCUGACGGAGGAGGAGCUCCAGGCCAUUACGCCUAAGAAGCUCGACGUGGUCACGCUCCGUGUGAGCGAGGGGCAGUGCGUGCUCCUCGGAGGACUUGCCAGGGUCGAGGUCGUCGACGCGCCGCUCGGGGCAUUCUUCCUCCGUUCUACGUCGCGCCGACGCUGACGCUGCACCCGACCUCCGCGAAAAACGCCGACGCGGCGUUCCGCGAGAAGCACGCGGGCGGCCUGCUCUCGCCGCCCUUUGAUAGUGAAAGAGUGGCCGAGCUCGGAGACUUUGAAUCUCACACGGUAGAGAUCGACGGUCGGGGCUUCGAGGGCGCCGCGGCAGAUGUGACGCUCGCCGGGCUGGGCUGGCUCGCCGUCUACGGCUCGGGCCGCUGCUCGCUGCGCGUGUCGGCUCUGCCCGGUGUAGCCGUCGCGACGCGCGAGCCGCUCCUGCCGUUUGAGGAUCUUCGACGCACGACGGCGAAGUUUACGGGCGGGCGCGUGCUGCGGGGGCAGAGCAAGGCGAAAGGAAAGAAGCCGUCGCGGCGGCGAAGGCGGUAA
Pelagomonas calceolata is the source of this 2502-nucleotide messenger RNA. The record is from the annotation of a GenBank genome assembly. Lineage: Eukaryota; Pelagophyceae; Pelagomonadales; Pelagomonadaceae.